Mus caroli (Ryukyu mouse) is the source of this 514-nucleotide messenger RNA. The record is from RefSeq and is a predicted model, not a curated record. NCBI's taxonomy places the organism in Eukaryota, Metazoa, Chordata, Mammalia, Rodentia, Muridae.
UGACUUGGAGCCUACAUUGUGGUGGAUCUUCUCAGAAAUGCAGCUGACUUUGACUCUUUCAGGCUCAGCAGGAAUGCAAUUGUUGCUGCUGGUGUCAAGUCUACUCCUUUGGGAGAAUGUGUCCUCCAAACCAACUGCCAUGGUGCCCACUGAAGACCUGUAUACUCGUUUGGCUGAACUGUCUCAUAAAACAUUUAUCUUGACUGCAGAUGUGUAUAGGGAAUUUGAUUUGAAUUUUUUCGAUAAAACUUGGAUAACAGACAGAAUACUUCCCCUGUGUCAUACUGCUUCCAUCCAUACUCCAGAGAAUCGAGAGGAAGUCCACGAAAUUAAAACUGAAGACCUUCUGAAAGCAAUGAUCAAUGUUUCAAUUUCCUGGAAAGAACCUCUGAAACACUUGGUGUCUGCACUGGCUGCUCUUCCAGGAGCUUCUGAUAGUAUGGGGAAAAAAGCUGCUGACAUUAAGGACAGAAACCUUAUAAUUCUGGAGGGACUUCAGACAAUAUACAACAGG